AUAAAUAGAUGGCGCUCUUCACAGUUGAAUGGGAACAGCUGAUAAUUUGACGUAUUGCAAAAGAAAAAUUUUUGUUUACGAAAUAAACAAAGUUUUGCAAAUUUUAUAAAAUUGCUUGGAGUAAAAAUGGCCUCAGCAUCGAGCAGUUCAGCACGUCACCUCUUCAGCGAUAGCAAAAAACGACUUUGCGAUCGCGUUGGCGUCAAUGUAAACAAUUUGGGAUCCGUAGCGCGUCAGAUAGUGCGUGGUUCCAAGUCAAAUGAGAUUUUAGGACAGAGCAUAAAAAACUUCACACAAGUGGACAUUGUCUCCGACUACAGUAGUCAGAAUUUACAUAAAAUGCAGCUGAUAUUACAGCAUGUCGACUAUCAACAUGAAAUCAUGCUCGACAGUGUAAAUCAUAUGGAUUAUCUGAAGGAUCAAGUGUCGGCAAUGGAGAGAUGAUUAGAAGAGAGUGGCUGUAGAAAUUAAGCAUGUGUACGUGAAGCUUUCUACGCCAAUUUAUUCAAUUUCAGUUUAUUUACAUAUUGAUUUAUUCCGAACUAACUUCGAAAAGUGUGAUUUAGUUGUUGAAGUGAAGUGAAGUGAUUGUUUAUAUAUUUAUGAAAUCAGAAUUUGGAAAAAAAAUGAAAUUAAUGGAAGGAAACUGUGAAUGAGAAGUGAACUACUUUAGAAAGUAAAAUAUAUAAAAAAUAUUUAGCGCAUUAGUUGCUUGCUUCAGCUUUAAAAUGUUAUAGCGAUGAAAUUAAAUACCAUUAUGCACAUGAUUUAGCGCAGGAGAGCGAUUUAAAUCAGUAAUAUGACUAUUUAUGCUAGAAUGUAUUAGAAUGCGAUUUUACAAUAUUGUUUUAAUUAUUUAAGUUAGCUUUAUUCUUAUUUUUUGAAGCUUAGCAUUUAUUAAACAAUUUAUAUUCUAGUCAAUAAGUCAUUUAUAGGUUAUUUUUUUUUAAAUAAAAAGUUUUAAGUACAUUUAAGGAAUGCAAAAUGAAAUUUAUUAGAUGUAUGUUUAAAUUAUACUAUUAUUUAUUAGAAUUAAUUCUGUUAAGCUUUAUACAAUACACAGCUUUCUUCUCUUAUAUAUGCAUCAUUUGAAUAAAUACGUUGAUAUCACUUAA
Zeugodacus cucurbitae (melon fly) is the source of this 1115-nucleotide messenger RNA. RefSeq names its product BLOC-1-related complex subunit 7 (gene BORCS7). Gene Ontology annotation, cellular component: BORC complex. Lineage: Eukaryota; Metazoa; Arthropoda; Insecta; Diptera; Tephritidae. The coding region runs from base 127 to 444 and encodes 105 amino acids. The transcript is spliced from 3 exons. The record is from RefSeq and is a predicted model, not a curated record.